UGAGUCGCCGUAACUUGACUAUAAAGAUUGCGUCAGCGGAAGUUCCACCCUCUUCAUCCCCUCUCUUGCAGGCUGUGCUUCAGUCCGCAGACACCGCAAGAUGCCACGCAAAAUUGAAGAAAUAAAAGAUUUCCUGCUUACAGCAAGAAGGAAGGAUGCCAAGUCUGUAAAGAUCAAGAAGAACAAGGACAAUGUCAAGUUCAAGGUGCGUUGCAGCAGGUACCUGUACACCCUCGUCAUCACGGACAAGGAGAAGGCCGAGAAGCUGAAGCAGUCCCUGCCCCCAGGUCUGGCUGUGAAGGAGCUCAAGUAGAGGACCAUCUUUGUGUACAGUGAAUUGUAAUAAAAAGAGGAAAACAA
Molecule: messenger RNA, 360 nt
Organism: Oncorhynchus masou masou (cherry salmon)
Lineage: Eukaryota; Metazoa; Chordata; Actinopteri; Salmoniformes; Salmonidae
Product: large ribosomal subunit protein eL38
Exons: 5
Coding region: 101-313 (70 amino acids)
Biological process (GO): translation; protein-RNA complex assembly
Cellular component (GO): ribosome; cytosolic large ribosomal subunit
Molecular function (GO): structural constituent of ribosome
Source: RefSeq, a predicted model, not a curated record